UUUUUAAAUAGUCGGUGAAAGACGAAACAGCUGAUUUGUUUCGGUUUAAAGCACAUGUUUGGUGCGGUACAAGUAUAAGAAUUUAAAGGACAAGUUUAAAUAAUUAAUAGUAUAAUACGUGCUUGAUUAAAAUCUAAUUAAAUUAAUAAAGAUUCAAAUACGUCUUCCUUAUCAGAUACUUAUUUGUGAAAUGAACAAUAUUCUCUAGAUAGUAUUUUUUGAAUAAUAUUUCUCAUAGCCGAGAAAAAUGGCUGACCGUGAUAGCGCAUCCGAAAGCGACUCGAGUUCAAUCGACGGUGGUCCGAUUAUGAUGCCACCAUCACCAAUUUCUCGUGAACAAUUACAAAAAAGAAUUGAAUCGCUUCAACAACAUAAUCGUGUUCUCAAAGUUGAACUUGAGACAUAUAAAUUGAGAGUCAAGGCACUGCAGGAAGAAAAUCGCAGCCUUCGUCAAGCUUCUGUUAUUAUACAAGCUAAAGCAGAACAGGAAGAAGAAUUUAUAAGCAAUACCUUAUUGAAGAAGAUUCAGGCACUUAAGAAAGAGAAAGAAACAUUAGCACACCAUUACGAACAAGAGGAGGAAUGUUUAACGAAUGAUCUGUCAAGGAAAUUGAAUCAAUUACGUCAAGAGAAAUGUCGUUUGGAACAAACAUUAGAACAAGAACAAGAAUGUCUUGUAAACAAGUUAAUGAGAAAAAUCGAAAAAUUGGAAGCAGAAACUCUUGCAAAGCAAAGUAAUUUGGAUCAAUUGCGUAGAGAAAAAGUUGAAUUGGAAAAUACUUUGGAACAAGAGCAAGAAGCAUUGGUUAAUAAAUUAUGGAAACGAAUGGACAAGUUGGAAGCAGAGAAGAGAAUGCUUCAAAUCAAAUUGGAUCAACCUGUAUCGGAUCCAACUUCACCGAGGGAAAUAAACAAUGGUGAUACUGCAACUAAUUUAAGUACACAUAUUCAAACUUUAAGAAGUGAGGUUGCACGCUUGAGGCAUACUUUAUUAAUCUCACAACAAGAACAUACGGAGAAGAUGCAACGUUACGUUAACGAAGAAAAGCAAAUACGUGAGGAAAAUUUAAGACUGCAAAGAAAAUUACAACUAGAAGUAGAACGUCGAGAAGCUUUGUGUAGACAUCUAUCAGAAUCAGAAUCCAGUUUGGAAAUGGAAGAGGAACGUCAUUAUAAUGAAAUAGUAAUGUCUGGUGGAAACAUAAGAAGUCGUACGGUCUCAAGUCCCAUUCCGUACAAUCCUUCUCCUAGUUCUUCCAGACCACUCAGUCCAGGUAAUAAUGUAUUAGGUUCGGUAACACGAGAAAAUUUCAAUCCUAAUCGGUGUUACGCGUGCGGUCAACCAACUACUCUUCCUUUUACUAGUUCAUCUCCUCCUUCAGGAGGGCACAUAGUUCCACCAUCUACCAGACGUACAUCUGAUAGAUUUGUUAAGCCAGCAAUUCCUCCGACUAUUGUUAAUCCUGGCGGUCCUCAGUUAACAAAUCCUAGCACUAAUACAAGCGGAUCAACUGGAUCACCUAUGGAUAUUACUAAAACAUAAAUAUUUGGGAUAUAUUUAUCAGUUGGUCCAGUAUCAUCAUUUACAUAUUAAUGAAAGGUACUUCUUUUAUUGGUGCAUUUGUACUAAUAUUACAUGAUGGUAUAUAUGAUAGAUGUUAAACAACAGUGGCUUGAAAAAAAAAAAAGACCUUUGGUUUCCAAUGUUUUUAUAAUAAUUCUCCAGUUACUACGGUGUAAUGAUUCAAUUUUGUUAGAAUUACGAAGGAAACAAGCAAAUAUGCCAUUAUAAAUUAUUCUAUAAUAUCGUUACACACACACACACACACUAGCUAUCAACAACAACAACAACAACA
Molecule: messenger RNA, 1856 nt
Organism: Polistes dominula (European paper wasp)
Lineage: Eukaryota; Metazoa; Arthropoda; Insecta; Hymenoptera; Vespidae
Product: coiled-coil domain-containing protein 6
Source: RefSeq, a predicted model, not a curated record